Molecule: messenger RNA, 606 nt
Organism: Protopolystoma xenopodis
Lineage: Eukaryota; Metazoa; Platyhelminthes; Monogenea; Polystomatidea; Polystomatidae
Source: the annotation of a GenBank genome assembly
AUGGGCGACAGUUCAGUCGCGCGAUAUUCGAGACCGGCUAGUCACUUCUCGAACGUUCAGCCGCGCGAUAUUCGAGACCGGCUAGUCACUUCUCGAACCGAAAUCGGUUGGCCAACUUCCCACUUUCGCGGUCCACACGACUCUUGCGUCCCGAUCGUAUCCGCUGCUCUCUCUUCUGGCGCUGAUGCUGACGCUUUUCUGUCAACGUCUGCUUUCCAGUUCACCAUUCGGACAACCUCGAUGAUGAGCAGACAUCCUCUUUCAGGUGUCGGGCCGAUUCGACUGUCGCUUCAAGGGCUCCUUCAUUCACUCGUAAACGGCCACUUUCUCUUGCACAACAUGACUCAUCGAAACAUUGUCACCCCUCCCUUCUCUCAUUUGGGCCCGGACACUGUUCAGCCUCCCUCCACUUCCUUUCGUUAUUUCUCUAUUCUCGUUUGCUCCAACAACUGCAAAGCCGGUUGUUACCGCCUACUUGGAAGAAUCGUUUUGUCGCUGUUUGCAUGCCGUUUCCUCAUGCCUAUUGCUGGUGUAAUUGACCGAAAUUCCGCUCUACCUGAAACUAAUCUAAUCCGCACCCGCGUACUGGGAUAUCUGAGCAUAUAG